This is a messenger RNA of Hypoxylon trugodes, 2869 nucleotides long. RefSeq lists its product as uncharacterized. The record is from RefSeq and is a predicted model, not a curated record. NCBI's taxonomy places the organism in Eukaryota, Fungi, Ascomycota, Sordariomycetes, Xylariales, Hypoxylaceae. The transcript has 5 exons. The coding region runs from base 614 to 2662 and encodes 682 amino acids.
AGGUACAUAUUUAGAUGCAUGUUGCGGCAAUAAUCUGUUUUACCUUUGGAUAAUUUGGAUAUGCUUUUAUUUCGUUACUAAGGAGCUUUCAUCUAGUGGCUCGCUGCCACGUUGCGGAUAUGAACGAUUGAAUGGUUUACAUACUAUCAACUUCCAUUUUUCCCUAAGGGUCUAGGACGUGUCUCGGAUUGAUGAGCUGAAAUCUUCAUUGGGUUAAAGCAGAAUGUUCACCUCUUCUAUAACGUCAGUGGAGCCAACAGCCUUGCUUCUGCCAAUUUUGCUUUUCCUCUACGUGAUUGCGCGAAGGCUGGCGUAUCGUGAGACAUGUACGACGCCACUGAUGCGGAGUUCGGUGUCUUCGUGGGGGAAUCGUCGUGGUUUCCACGCAGGAAAUUAAUACACCGCUCCCGAUGUCCACGAUCUUGUCUGAUUCGGUGGUGAAAGCCUCGUGGGGUUUUAUGCAUGAUGGCGUUGCGCAAUCCGGGUCCCUGCCUUCGUGGUUCUUGAUAUAUAUUCAUUGGAUCAUCUCAUCCCCGCCCCCUUUUCAUCAUCUCAUUUAAUCCGCAUUUACUUCUACGCGACAGAAUAGGCUGGGUUUGAAAAAACACUCAAAAUGAGUGUAGGGGACCUAAUCCCGCAACUAGCGGGCCUCUCGCAUCACUUACUGGGCUCGCGACCGGUUGGACUCGGUGGACAGAAUUUCACACACUGCUGCCUGCUGGCUCUAAACGACUCACUGACUAUUGGUUCUGAUGGCAACCUAUCAUACGCGCAAACCUCAUUCGUGGCGCCCGGAGUCGCGAUCGAGGAUUUCGAAGCCGCAGUUCAAAACGAUGACUUUCCAUGCGGCGCGACCUUUAGCGGGGACAUGAGCGGAGCGCCAGUAGUCCGGGUCCCAUACCACUGGUGUGAGAGACAGUGUCCCGGAUGGGAAAUUUCGAAUACAGACGCCAUGCAGCAAUGGAUCGGGCCUUUGGUACAAUUCAUCGUACCCAGCCUCGCAUUCUGCACCAACGUCCCGCGAAACCGUAAACUCGCCAUCCCGGAAAUCGUCUUCAAAGCUCACCCACGCACUCUGAUCGGUUUCAUGACAUAUUGGAUUCGGCUGUUGGGUGCUGUUAUUCUUAUGACGAUUGAUACGGUAGUCUGGCUCGCGAUUUGCUUCGCGUUCGCGGGACCUAUGUUGUUGAGCGCUAUGUAUGAAUAUGCGCUUGAUCGGAAGGUUCUUGAGUUUAUGUCUCCGACUGAUGGGAAGCCGCCGGAUAUUUCUGUUCGGUUGAAGGCACAGUUAUUGCUUUCUGUUGUCGUUGGGAAUAUUCGAAUGGCUACGCUUGAGAAGGAUGAGUUGCCAAAUCCUAGGCCUGGGCGACAUGAUAGUGCUAUAUCGGCCGACUUGGAGAGGAAAUUACCUGCUCGGGGUCGCACGUUGAGCAAAUUCGUACAUAAUAGUGUUUUUAAGAGGGUUAUGGUUAUGGUUGAUGAAUACGAAGCGGCUAAGGCGGCUGGACGGCGUAAUGAUGAGGUUGUCACUUUGUCGACGAAACUCAAGGCUCUCCUGAAUUCCCAAGCAAGUUUCGGGUCGGCUGUUGGAGCGCCUGUCUUGUUUUUCUUAGGAGGCUUCAUUUACACCGUUCUGGACUCCGAUAGUAGCUUAGGCGACAACGAUACCGCACACGCACUUGCGUUUGGAUUGUGGUGGAUGGUGAUUCCAUACCUUGCUAUUAUCUCUUGCGCAAUGUUAGCAUCCAACAGCCCCAGCACACUCGACGGAAUCGUAUACGACGGCGGCACCACCGCCCUAGAGGACGAAUACGGAGUUAGCUUCUGGGGUGGAUACGUUAAGAAGAUCAAAACAUACAAAGGCAUCGGAACCAUGAUAAAACAGCUAGAAGGUUACAGCCCGAUCGAAACUGCCUUCGAAGGCCGCUUCAAAACCGUAAAACUCUGGAAGCGCGGACUAAACAAGCGUGAAUGGAUACAAGAAGCGAUCAGCGAGUACGCAAUCUCAUCCGCCUACCGAGGAACAACCCGGAUAUCCCCGAUCGAACUGCGUAAAAUGCUCAGCUUGAACUUUAUCGACUGCUUCUACGUCUUCGUAUGCUCGCUCUUUGCGGUGCUGGUACCUUGCUGCCUCGCAUUCCUCGUUUCGUUCACGACCCCUCAAGCAGGGCUCUCCUGUCGGAGUCUUACGUAUCUCGUCUAUGCCAUUAGCCAAGUCUGUGAGAUGGCGUUGUGGACUUGUGCUGCGAGAUUGAGGAUUCGGUAUGGCACGAGAUGGUCCGAGACGAACCCGAUGGCGAAGCGGAUAUGUUGGUGGGGUCAGGUAUUUGUGGGUUUCUUUUCGAUAUUUGCAGCGGUUGGGGGUACGUCUAUGCAGUUGCUGGGUGUUUAUCGCAGUUGCGCAUGCGAGGUGCCUGUGAGAUAUUGGCCACGACUAAACGACCCUGAAGCCUAUAUCGUUCUGAGCGAUAACUCCGCCGAAGACAUCGAAGCGGCACAACGUUGGUGGACUAUCACCGGUAGCACAGGUGUGGGAAUCGUCGGGAUUGUGUGCGCGCUCGCAUGGUGGCACCAAAGGCGGCUUCGGAAGGUGUUUCGGGAUGAAGCCGAUAAGCUAGACAAUAUAGUAGACGAGCCAAUAGUGAGGCGCCCAGAAUGGUAGGAACGGCUAGAGUCAGUAUCAGAUAAUGUGAAACGAAUCUGAAGGUAUUUUUUCUUUAUAACUCAAAUGCAUUCUCCUUUGGGCUCAAUAGCCAGAACUCAACGCAAACUACCUUUAGUGUACAAUAUACAUAAAGGUGAUAAAUGCUUCGCGAUAAUAUGCCGAGAUGGCGACAAAUGCAACCCUUCGCCCAUACACAUCGAGCAG